UUGACAGUAAGUAGGAGGGUUUCACGAAACAGGAAAACGAGUAAAGGGGGGGACAGGAAUAAUUUUUAGGAUAUAUAUAUAUAUUUUCGUGUGUGCAAUUCUAAGAAAUUAAUGGCCAUGAGCUCGUUUUUGAUCAACUCCAACUAUGUGGACCCCAAGUUCCCACCCUGUGAAGAGUAUUCCCACAGCGAUUACCUUCCCAAUCACUCGCCGGGAUAUUACAGCAGCCAGAGGCGAGAGAGCACUUUCCAACAUGAAGCGAUGUACCAGCCGCGGUCAGCCUGCAACGAGCAGCUCUACUCGUCCUGUCAGAGCUCCGGCCACCAAGCAGCGGUGUUAUCCCCCCGGGGUCAUGUCCAUCCUCCUGCCGGACUGCAGAGCCACCUCUCUGAACCAAACCAUCCCUGCGAGCCGGGCACCCCCAGCCCGCCACCCUCCUGCAGCCAAAACUCUCUGAACCAAAGCCCUUCUAAUUCCUCUUGCAAAGAGCCGGUAGUUUACCCCUGGAUGAAAAAAGUCCAUGUAAGCACGGUAAACCCCAAUUACUCAGGAGGGGAACCGAAACGCUCCCGCACAGCGUACACCAGGCAGCAAGUCCUGGAGCUGGAGAAGGAGUUUCACUAUAACCGCUAUCUCACCCGGAGGCGCAGGGUCGAGAUCGCCCACUCCCUCUGCCUCUCCGAGCGCCAGAUCAAAAUCUGGUUCCAGAACAGGAGGAUGAAAUGGAAAAAAGAUCACAAGUUACCAAAUACCAAGAUCAGGUCUAACUCUUCCAGCUCCUCCGCCAGCCUGCAGAUACAACAAGGAGGUUCUCAAAACCGAUCCAAUGGACCAGCCACCAGCCUAUAACUUACUCCUUGUAUGGAUGAGUGUGUGUUUGUGGGUGUGAGUUGGUGUGAGUGUGUGUAGGGAACACAUGAUAUAUAUUUUUUUUUAUGCUCCAGGAAGCCAGGGAAGGAGGGGUACUCUUUAUUUAUAGGGGGAGCAGAGGGAGACUCAGCUACAACAAAGCAGAGAUGCGCUGUUGUGCCUCUCUUCCAUUAAAAGGAGGCUGUAGAUAGUAGUUUUCAGAUUUGGCUAAGAUGGAUCCUUGUUUCAUCUUUAAUCACGCCAAGCUCUGCCCCAUUUGUCAUGUUUACUCUCCCGUACAAAGGAUGGACCUUAUGUCUGCUAUUACCUCGACAACCAGCGUUCACUUUAAUAAAUGAGGCUCAGUUUCUCCAAGACGAACUGGAUCACCCCCCCACCACCACCACCCCGCGUUAUUUUUCCUCCUUUUUUUCUUUUCUCGCCUACCAGCCACAAAACGAAAGUUUCUAUUCAGACAUCCCAAAGACGCGGCAGUUCUAUCACAGCCCUGCGGUGGAGAAAAACAACAAACUCAACAAAAAAUCCCGGUCGGCUCCACGUUUUACAAGGACCGUGGGGACUGGAGAGAUCUUGGAUACCGGGGUGUUCGUGCAGCCCGGGGUGGGGGAGGAGGGAACCACUAAAACAAAGUAAAAUUAUGUUCAGUGGGCGGUGGACAAAGAAACCAAGAGAAGGGACACUUAUGUGGGCCCCCCCUGCCAUGUUUGAGUUCAGCAGGUUUAUUACUUCGCUUGUAAG
Molecule: messenger RNA, 1608 nt
Organism: Rhea pennata
Lineage: Eukaryota; Metazoa; Chordata; Aves; Rheiformes; Rheidae
Gene: HOXB4
Product: homeobox B4
Exons: 2
Coding region: 112-849 (245 amino acids)
Biological process (GO): embryonic skeletal system morphogenesis; positive regulation of transcription by RNA polymerase II; anterior/posterior pattern specification
Cellular component (GO): nucleoplasm; nucleus
Molecular function (GO): RNA polymerase II cis-regulatory region sequence-specific DNA binding; DNA-binding transcription factor activity, RNA polymerase II-specific
Source: RefSeq, a predicted model, not a curated record